Lytechinus pictus (painted urchin) is the source of this 6411-nucleotide messenger RNA. Its product is annotated as cyclin-F-like. Gene Ontology annotation, molecular function: cyclin-dependent protein serine/threonine kinase regulator activity; protein binding. Gene Ontology annotation, biological process: mitotic cell cycle phase transition; regulation of cyclin-dependent protein serine/threonine kinase activity. Bases 581 to 3022 code for a protein of 813 amino acids. The transcript has 16 exons. NCBI's taxonomy places the organism in Eukaryota, Metazoa, Echinodermata, Echinoidea, Temnopleuroida, Toxopneustidae. Gene Ontology annotation, cellular component: cytoplasm; centrosome; nucleus. The record is from RefSeq and is a predicted model, not a curated record.
ACAUGUGCAGUGAAGUGCAUGCAUGUCGAGCUCGAGUGUUGUUGUAAUUUUUGUAUUGGCCGAUUCUCGUUUACCUGUGUUUUUGUUGUCAACUGUACGACUGCUUUCCUAAAAUUCAGCUUGGAGUCUGUCCCUCCCAUCUCGAUUGUCACAAAUCUUGCUUCUCACGAUUGCAUCAAUUAAUGGAAUAACAUUUACUUGUACAAGUAUUAUUUCGAUUCUUUCUCGAUUUCGACGUAGCAGAAAUCAACGUAGCUAGCUAGCUUAGCACGAAAACAUAUACGAUGACGUCACGUAGUCGUAAAUGUGAAAGGUCAUUCGUUUCCGUUGACCUCAUUAGUGGGCGGAUACUUCUAACCGAGCGCAAAAUCUUUCAGCCAAUCAUGAGCUACGACGCUCAUAACGGACGUAAACACAAACGGCUGGCAUGUGUAUUUUCAAUGCAAGCCAACGCGCUAAACUUGAAUGAAUGAAUGAUGCAUCCGCUCAACUGUGCCUGAUGCGAUAUGUGUAAAUAUUCGUACAAAUUAUACUUAUAGUCCUUUUCUUUUCCUGAGUGCAGUACUUUGUCUUCUAAAAGAUGAGGGAUACUUGUAGCCGUACAUGUACCUUGCCUGCAAGGUCAUCAUCUGAAAUGGCAAAACAGUCACCAUCAUCAUCAAGGUCAACCAGUCUCCAUGUACGGGUUCUCAGGAGCAACAGUAAGCUGCCAAAAACCAUGCUCAUCGAUCUCCCAGAUGAACUCCUCAUUUAUCUACUGAAAUUCUUACCAAUGUGUGAUCUCCAGAAUAUGUAUAGAAUAAACAAACAAUUCAAAUGGCUGCUAGACUCUACCCCAAGGAUAUGGGCCAAUGCAAGUGUAGUCGGAAGGUGGCCAACCAACUCAACUGAAAUGGAAUGCUUCAACAGGGCUGCUGCAUUAGGAAACAUUGAGGCACUGAUCAAACUUGGUGUUGCAUAUUUGUAUAGUGAAGGAGUGGAGUCUGCCCUAUGUAAGGAUGGAAGCAGAGCCGCCCAGUACUUCACCAAGGCCGAGAAAUUAGCUCCUUGUAAUAGUCCCUUCACGUGGUUACUCAUCCGUCCCCCCUGGAGCAAUUGUGGAACAUGCUGCAAAGCCAGGGUCUUUCAAUGUAUGAAGGAUAUUUCUACUGAGUCAAAGGAAGCUGACCAAUCAGUACUAUUCUGCCUAGCCAAGCUUCAUUCGUUUGUCGAGGACAUGGAUCUGAGUACAAAGAAGAAAAAUGGUCACCAGUCUGAAGCGAGAGAAUGGUUGAAGAAGGCAGCAGAUGCUGGAAGUGUGGCAGCCAAAUAUGAAUAUUGGAAAAACGAUCUCACUGAAAGUACUAAUGACCAUGCAACUAGUCUGAACAUUCUACGGCAACUCAGGGAAUUUGCAUCUCAGGGCUGUUUAGAAGCUAAACUGCGUUUGUAUUCAGAAUACGCCAAAGGCAAGUUAGGAGGUGUCUCACAGGCCCAUGCCAGGGAAGCGAUGAGGGGCUUCGUAAAAGAAUCACGGCCGACUAAAGUGAACACAAUACUCAGAUCUCAAAAUGGACUCAAUACUGCAAUGAGAUACAUCUUGGUUGACUGGUUAGUCGAGGUUGGUAGUAUGAAGGAUUACUCAUGCUUGACCAUUCACAGUGCUGUCCAGUUAGUUGACCGUUACCUAAUGGCUAGGAAUAUCUCUCGGUCAACUCUACAGCUAGUCGGCAUCACAUGCAUGGUCAUUUGCUCAAGAUUGCUAGAAGAUGACAUCAUAACAAUCCGUGAGGCAGCAUGGCUGACAGACGGUACCUAUAAGUAUGAAGAUGUGGUUCGCAUGCUUGGAGAUGUGGUGGCAACACUCAAAGGCAAUCUUAGGGAACUUACAGUAUUAGACUACCUUCAUCUGUUCUGCCAAGUUGUAUCAGCCGAUAGCAAGAUGGAAUACUUAGCUUUGUACAUCAGCGAGCUAUCAUUACUCCAUGCAGACUUUGGGCAGUACUCCAGGGCCCAGAUAGCUGCCUGCUCGCUUUUCCUUUCAAGGCUUAUGUUAGGAGCAGAUUUUUCUUGGCCAACUCCUCUAGUUGAACACACUGGUUUUGAGAUCUGCGAUCUAGUACAAUGCACACUACACCUUCAUAAUAAAUGCUUCCUGGACGAUCCGGUCAAAGACCACCGUGAGGUGACCUUGGCAGCGGUCAAGCAGCGCUUCUCAGAGGACCUCUUCCUAGCGGUCAGCAAGUUGGACGUUAUGGAUCACCAGACUCUCAGGACUAUGCUGUGUGUGGAGGAUGACGAUGAGGAUCCGUCUAAUGCAAGCAGGAUCGACCCGGUGCCGUCUAGCAAAGAUGGCAUGGAUGCGUUCCUGCUCAUGUCGCCAUCAAGAAAGUCAAGAGGUCAAAUAAAGCCAAAUGCGGCAGAGUAUAGUUUACAGGAUGAUCGUAGUGACCGUGUCUCCACGCCGACCCAUGAAUUCCCUGAAGAUGAUGAGCCAUUGUUGGGUGUUGAUGUCCAUCCUAUUGAUAUCAGCGAGUCAGAUAUUGAUCCACAGAUCUUUGAAAAACCAAGUAAAGAAGUUAUUCCAAAGAACAACAAAGACCACGUCUCUACCAGAUCCUCGGCCUCGUGGGUUGUUUUAGACGAGAGCCAGUCCGUCUCGGUAAAAACAAGAAGAUCAGCUCCAUCGUCAUCAUCGAAACCCUGUUCGAUGACAUCUGGGGAUAUGGCCGGCUCCACCAACUGCUUCCUACCUCUAUCAACCUCCCUUUCAUCAUCCUCAUCGUCGUCGGCGAAGUCAAAUAAUCAGGUAGCAUACACCAUCAGCGCUAGCGGGAGGUUAUGUCAGCAGAAAGUCAAAGCUCGGAGGGUCGGGGCAAGCCCUGUGAGCAGUAGAAGUAGGAGCAUUCCACAGUGUAGCAGCAUGAAGAGCUGCACGCCCUCAAGCACAGUGAGGUACCAGUUCAGACAGAGGACACCUGUGCAGUCCGUGAAACGCAAGAGCAUGGAUGAUUCAAGCGACGAAGGGGCAGCUGGUCAUUGAGUCCAAUACCACAAUAACAAUGUUAUCAUCUCAAGACCUACUUUGAUUAUCUCUUCCUUACUGCCUUAUAAGGACCUAUAUCCAAUUAUGGGAUUAACCUGACCUCUGUAUGCAAAGGCUACAGUCGCACAGGUUUGUUGUCUUGCUGGUUUUUGAGGAGUUACAGCUAAUUAGCAUCCAUAUUGGUGCUAGCUUUCACUUAGCAGAAUCUAUGAUCUUACUAUAUCAUGGUUGACUUUGAGACAUUUAUCGUGAUGCAACUUGACAGAGGGAAUAAGAUCACAAUGUUGCAAUUGCAAGAUUGGUGAGCAAAUUUUGUAUUUCAGUGACAGUUGACUCAAUUUGAUAUGUGAGAGGUGGUCAUGAUCUUUGUUGUUAACUUGUUAUGAAUAAUCAGUUUGUUUCUUCUGUCAGAAUUGGACUGAUGAAUUGACCUUGUUCACAAAAUAUGUGCGUUCCAAAUCUUAUUUUAAAAAUGCUAUCUCUCGAAUUGAUGGAAUCCUUCACCUUGAUCUACCUAGCUCAGCUAUCAUCUUGUGCUGCGUCUUGGUAUACCUCUCGUCAUUUUGAAUGUUUCAUACAGUAUCAUAUGGGUCCAUCAAAUACUUUACACUACAUAUUGACUGAGAGCUGAAGGGUCGCUACUCCUCCUUCAGCUGAAUAAAGUGAAUAUUCAGCUUGUUUCUUCUGAAUGUCAAUAUCAAUUACCAUUUGUGGAGGAAAUGCAGACAAUAUUUGGUUUAAAUAUGUCUCAUUACAUGAAACCUAAUAUUGAACAAAAUUUGAUGAUAAUUCUGUCAUCAAUGUUGAUGAAUUUUCAGCAUUGAUUGUAGUUUGAACCAUGGAAGUUAUUAUUGAUGUUAUACUGUAUGUGUAAGUGAUAAGCAUGGUGCUACAUGUAAGCAGUUUUUUGAUUAAUUAUAACUUAAAGGUAUUACCUGGAAUGUGUUUUUCGCCAUAAAAACCGUCAGAAAUUAUUUUCGUACUGUUCUCAAAUCUUUGUUUCAGUUUUGCCUAUUCUCACUCCAUUGAUGUGCUGAAGGGUUUUUUAAUCAAUUUUCAACCAACCUGAAUGUAUAAUUUUCAAUUUCAUAGAUGUACAUUUAUUUUUUUAUAUACUCUAUCUACUUUCAUGUGACGAUGGGUAUCAUUCUUUUCAUAUCUACUUUCAUGUGACGAUGGGUAUCGUUCUUUUCUUUUGAUGAUUUUUUUUUAUAUCUUAGUUGUCUCAGGAAUGUUCAACUUUGCACAAAUAGAGCUUUCAUUUCCUUUUACGUAAAGAAACUUCAAAUUUUUCUGAUUGAAAUAGCGCACCAUUGAGAUUUGUGAAUGAGAGUUGAUAUAAUACUGGCUUUCUCAAGAACGAAGGAUCUUUUAUCUUGUUACUUAUGAUGAAUUCACUCAUGCCUACAUGUAAGUGGCAAUGAUGGAUGCAGUCUCGUGCUUCAGGCAUCCAGCGUUCACCCGUCAUUGUAAUUUACAUAAUUGUAAUCUAGUACCAGCAGCGACUGAAGCAAUCCGGGCAUUAUUAAUGAUUGCUUUAUAUUUCUAUACAGUGGCAAGUGGACCCAAGUUUCCACAAAAUUUUAAAUAAACAUGUUGUGCAUCAAUGAUUACAACAUAGGUGCUUGUUUACACACUUGUCCUUUUAAAUGACAUGUACAUGUAUAUGGGUUCAUCAAAAAUCAUUUGUUCUAGUUGGUUGUAAUCAUCAAUCAUAGAGUUCAUGUACAUGUUUAAAUAACUUGCAUAACAAUCUUUUUCCCAAACCGAAGCAAUUUUUUAAACCAUAUUUUGUGUCAUUAUGCAGAAAUACUUUACCUCUUGCGAGUCAAAUUUCAUCUAAUUCAGAGUGAUUUCUCGUCCCAUUAGAAUUGACUUUAUUUAUAGUCCAAGUUCCCUGUAUAUUACACACUACAUUCAUCAAUAUUCUUUGAGUGUAUAGAGCAUACACAUUUAAUAGAAGAAAUUUAGAAUUAUUUCUCUAGCAGCUACAAUUGGAGAAAAAAGUAUUUGUUCACUAUUUCAUGAGCAUUCCACAAUCAGUGUACAUUCCUUUGAUGCUGCAUAAUCAUUCCAUAUCAACGGUGCUUUUUUAUGGUGUCUGAAUGAUCCAAAUAUCUUUUUGAUCUUAGUGUUGAUGAGGGAUGGUGAGUUUAGACUAGUAGAGAAAAAAUGUUUAUUGGACUGCAAAAAAGAGAUUCAUAUUCAGAUUAAAUUGGCAGUAUUGUAUUGAGUGGUACAUUUUGUGAUUUCUGUCAGUUUGGACAGUCAGAUAGUUAGAUACAGACUGAUAAAGAAUUUGAUUGAAUUUGGAAUUUUAAAGUAAUGGAAUUUUUCUUUUCGAACAAGCCUUGUUUAUUUGUUGUAAGAUGGAUAAUCACAAUGAACUUCCAGUAUGUAAAGAUGAUAUUAUGCUAAUUGAGAUGACACAAAUUUUAAGUUAUUGAAUUUGAAUCUUGAAAGCAUUAUGAAGAAUAUAUUUAAGUCUUGAUACUCGGAAAAUACUGACCAGAAUUGUAUUUCUGACUUUCCAUAACUGUAUUUUUAUGAGAAUUCCUGAUAUGUAUUUGAAUAAAAAUUUGGGUGUAAGUUAUUCGAAUAUUCAAAUGUGUUCAAAAUUUAGUGAUGCAAAACAAGCAUUAUUUUCACAUGAAAUAUUAUUGUCUUCCCUUUCAGAUGUAUUCCAAUUGUUGAUGAAAAAUUAUGAUAUGCUGAAUUUGUGUUUUGAAUUUCUGUAGUUUUUUCAAGGCAGAUUUUCAAUCACUGAUGUAUCUGUGCUCCAUGUAUAUAAUACUUUAUACAAUCACCAUGUGCCUUAAAUAAAAAGAAAAGGGAAAUUCUAAAGAUGAUGGUCUUUAAAAAAAAAAAAUUUUUUUUUUUUUUUUUCUGUGAAUCUCUGCUCAAGGUAGAUUAUUCAGUUAUACUAUUUUUCUUCUUUUUAAACUUUUCCUUUUUUGUUUUAAAUAACAUCUUCAUCUACCAUUCUUUUUUAUUUUUGUUUGUGGGAAGAAAGUGAAACCCCUUUCUUCAGAACAUGUCAACAUUUCUUUUAUCAUUACAUUGAUUCUAGGUAAAAUCUGCUGAAAUUGUAAAUAUAUUCAAUGCAUUUCCGUUUUCUAUUUUUGCUUUUUACAAUCUUUAAGUUUGUAACUUUUACAAUCAUUUGGAAAGUACUACAGAAAACGGUACUACAUUGCUUUCCCCUUUUUAUAUACAAUAUUUAGUUAUGACUUGUGUAUAAGUUAACAUGAUGCCUAUGCAACCUCUGCCAUGUGAUGGCGCUUUAUUAUUUUCUUCCAGCAUUAGUUAUGUGUAUGUUUGUAUAUUCAGUACAUGUGCCUUUUUGUAAAGAUGGAAAUUAAAAAGCACUCAUUUUGUCUUCAUUA